Messenger RNA from Callorhinus ursinus (northern fur seal), 5860 nucleotides. The record is from RefSeq and is a predicted model, not a curated record. NCBI's taxonomy places the organism in Eukaryota, Metazoa, Chordata, Mammalia, Carnivora, Otariidae.
CAAAGGAGAGAAAAUGGGAGGGGGGUGCUGAGGGGCAAGAUCAAGAGGAAGAGAGAAGGGCAAGACCAGGAAGGAGCCAGCCAUGCCUAUCCCAAUGAUGGCCAGUAAGUGGUGGCCAAGCCAGCUGAGAGCUAGACAACCAAGAGAAUGAGGAAGGUCGACCAGCUGGCCAAAGCUCCCGUGAACGGGGCCUCCCAUGUGAAGUUAAAGGAAGAUGAAUGGGGUCCUGCCAAUAUGCCCUCCAAAUGGGGGAGACUAGGCUUUCCUCUAGCAGCUAAGGGAAUUCUCCAAGUUGGUGCCUAAUCGGAACCUCCAGAGUCUGAUUCCCAUUAGAAGGACAAGAGGCAGUAGGGACAGGAAUUUCCAUUCCCAGACCGGGAUCCAAGGAGCCCACAGCACCCUUGUGAAACUCAAACCAUGAAUUACGUGGGGCAGUUGGCGGGCCAGGUGUUUGUCACCGUGAAGGAACUCUACAAGGGGCUGAACCCUGCCACCCUGUCCGGAUGUAUUGAUAUCAUCGUUGUCCGCCAGCCCAACGGGAGCCUGCAGUGCUCCCCUUUCCACGUGCGCUUUGGGAAGAUGGGGGUCCUGCGUUCCCGAGAGAAAGUGGUUGACAUAGAAAUCAACGGGGAAUCUGUGGAUUUGCACAUGAAAUUGGGAGAUAAUGGAGAAGCAUUUUUUGUUCAAGAGACGGAUAAUGAUCAGGAAGUGAUCCCCAUGUACCUGGCCACCUCCCCUAUCCUGUCGGAGGGAGCCUUGCGCAUGGAGUGUCAGAUGAAAAGGAGCUCUGCAGACAGGAUCAGAAACCUGGACCCCAGCACAUCGGGCCAGGCCGUACCCCCCAGUGAGGCCCCUUCGAGCGGCUCUUUAGUGAAGAAGAGGAGGAAGAGGAGGAGAAAGUCCCAGCUGGACACCCUGAAAAGAGACGACAGCGUGAACACGUCCGAAGAUGAGGACAUGUUUCCCAUAGAGAUGAGCUCGGACGACCAGGCCGACCCGCUGGACGACAGUAGAACUCUUCCUAAUGAUAUACCUGCAUUCCAAGAAGAUGUUUCUAAAGAAAGCCCUUCCCCCAUCAUGACUUACCCUCAGUCAGCUUCGUACCCUAAUUCUGAUAGAGAGUGGUCACCCAGCGCCAGAUGUACUUGUGGUUUGCAGUGGAAGUGUAGGAACCCUGCUGCAAAGGCUCCCUGCCUAAAGCCAGGGUCCUCCCAACACCACUCCUCGUUCCAGUUUCACCAGAGUGAUCUCGCCAGUGGGACAGCACAUAGCCCGAUAGAUUGCCAAGGGGCUGCCCCCCGCUUGGCGGUCGCGGCCGAGGGAGGCCUUUCUAGCUCUUGCCCUCCACGGUCUUCCCACCUCCAUGCUUCGGAAAGUCCUUCAGGUUCUCGACCUUCAACACCUAAAAGCGAUUCAGAAUUGGUCAGUAAGGCCACCGAUAGGACGAUGCAGAAGAAUAACCUAGAAAUGCUUUGGCUUUGGGGAGAAUUGCCACAAGCAGCAAAGUCCUCUCCACACAAGAUGAAAGACUGCAGCCCAUUAAACAGUAGAAAAAUCUGUGAUAAGAUGCACUUUCAGACCAUCCAGAGUGAGUCUUCCGAUGCGUUUAGUGACCAGUCGCCAACCCUGGCCAGGCCUCCCGUGCUGCCCGUUCCAGAGUCGGGCAAGCCUCCCAUGGAGAUGCAGUUUGUGAACGAAGAAGAUGUCGAGGCCUUGGGGGCGGCAGCCCCGCCUUUAUCUACGAUCGAAGAACCCAAACCCCUCUCUGCCAGCGUAGCCCCGACGGCAAGCAAGACAGAUUCUCCUUCCAGGAAAAAAGACAAACGAAGCAGGCAUCUUGGUGCUGACGGCGUCUACUUGGAUGACCUCACAGAUAUGGAUCCUGAAGUGGCUGCCCUGUAUUUUCCCAAAAACGGAGAUCCUUCCGGACUCUCCAAACCCGCCAGUGACAACGGGGCCCGGUCUGCCAACCAGUCCCCGCAGUCCGUGGGCAGCUCUGGCAUCGACAGCGGCGUGGAGAGCACGUCGGACAGCCUGAGGGACCUGCCAUCCAUCGCCAUCUCCCUGUGCGGGGGCCUCAGCGACAAUCGGGAGAUAACCAAAGAUGCGUUUCUGGAGCAAGCCGUGUCGUAUCAACAGUUUGUGGACAACCCGGCUCUCAUUGAUGACCCCAAUCUUGUGGUGAAGAUCGGGAAUAAAUACUAUAACUGGACGACAGCAGCACCUCUGCUCCUGGCAAUGCAGGCCUUCCAGAAACCUUUGCCAAAGGCCACUGUGGAAUCUAUCAUGAGGGAUAAGAUGCCCAGAAAGGGAGGAAGAUGGUGGUUUUCAUGGAGGGGAAGAAAUACCACAAUCAAAGAGGAAAGUAAGCCGGAGCAGUGCUUGGCUGGAAAGAGCCACAGCACCGGGGAGCAGCCGUCGGCGCUCAGCACGCCCACCAGAAUAAAGCAUGAAUCAUCCUCCAGUGAUGAAGAGCACACAGCUGCCAAACCAUCAAGUGCAAGCCACCUCCCUCUGUUGUCCAGUGUCAGCUACAGGAAGACCCUUCGGCUCACUUCAGAGCAACUGAAAAGCUUGAAGUUGAAGAACGGCCCCAACGACGUGGUGUUCAGCGUGACCACACAGUACCAAGGCACGUGUCGCUGCGAAGGCACCAUCUAUCUGUGGAACUGGGACGACAAAGUCAUCAUCUCAGACAUCGAUGGGACCAUCACCAGAUCAGAUACUCUUGGCCACAUUCUGCCCACCCUGGGCAAGGAUUGGACCCACCAGGGCAUCGCUAAGCUGUACCAUAAAGUGAGCCAAAAUGGCUAUAAGUUUCUCUACUGUUCUGCACGGGCCAUCGGGAUGGCAGACAUGACGAGGGGCUACCUGCACUGGGUCAAUGAGAGGGGCACGGUGCUGCCUCAGGGGCCCCUGCUGCUGAGCCCAAGCAGUCUCUUUUCGGCCUUGCACAGAGAAGUGAUUGAGAAGAAGCCAGAGAAGUUUAAAGUCCAGUGUUUGACAGACAUCAAAAACCUGUUUUUUCCAAACACAGAACCCUUUUAUGCUGCUUUUGGAAACCGACCGGCUGAUGUGUAUUCGUAUAAGCAAGUAGGAGUGUCUUUGAACAGAAUAUUUACUGUCAAUCCCAAAGGAGAACUUGUACAGGAACAUGCAAAGACAAACAUCUCCUCGUACGUGAGACUCUGUGAAGUGGUUGACCACGUUUUCCCAUUGCUGAAAAGAAGCCAUUCUUCAGACUUCCCCUGCUCAGAUACCUUCAGUAAUUUCACCUUUUGGAGAGAGCCAUUGCCACCUUUUGAAAACCAGGAUGUUCAUUCUUCCUCAGCAUAAAAUGUCGCAAGCCACCUCCUGACAUCAUGUGAAGACCAGCACCCUUGAUUAAAGGACAGGUUUUGGUAGCCACGGAGCAGGGGCUCGGGAGCCUGAUGUGCGGUCAUUUGCUUAAGAGCAGAGAAAUCUGAGGGGCCUUUCUCUCCCUUUCCCGUGGCCCCCAGGGGUGGACUUUUCUAAGUGAAAUACAAAGGGUGUACUUUAUAGGCGAGGCGUCGGGUGCACUCAGAGCGGGAAGGCAUCCCUCGGUGGUGGCUUCAAGCCAGUUGCCGCGCUGCCCCGCCCCGUCCACUCUCGCGGUCCCUUACUGGUUCCCGGGGAGAGGUGGCUGCCAGGGGGUCCCCACCGAUGACUGUUCGGUCGAGGCACGCCAGACGCGCGAGACUUUGGUAGAGGAGGGGCCCAUUUCCAUCCGUGGCAGUGUGUGCUGAGGGGCCCGAGACCUGCCUCUGUGGCUUGGCCUGGGGGUGUCUCCCCGCAGUAUUUGCCGACGGGGCUGAUGGUGAGGCCAUAAAUUCUUUAAUUCCUUUGAUUAAAGAUAACCUAGUUGGUAUAUUUCCCCCCAUUUUUGUGGCCCAAGGCUGGAAUAUCUAUGCCUUAAUGCAUCUGUGGCAGGCGUUUUAUUUAGAAUGUGCUUUGUCUGCCUCUCUGUAACUUUGCAAUGCCUUAAAUUCAGAUUAUAGUAAGCAUUCCUAGGGCAGUGCUUGGAAUGAGCUCCACACUCUGCCAGCCCCGCUUCUCCAGCCACGUGGUGCUGUCAAUGUGGGUUCGAACAGAACUCAUGCCAUGUGGUGGUGAUGUCGAUUUUUGUUGGGAGCUCUUGAAAGAAACUAGGUGGUUUUACGAAAAUCGCUUCAAGACGUUAUGUUCUUUGUAGAUACUCUUAUUUAUUACUUUACUCUGAUUGGGUUUAUUGUUAUGAGCAUUUUAGCCGUAGUCUUUCUAUUAUAACUGUCAUGAAUACAUUAAAACAAUAGAGAUGUUAGACUAUCCGAAGAGCCUUAUUCUGUAUAUCUCAUAACACUGACCUUCUUUUGGAGCUUAUGGGUAAUGCUUUUUAUUUUCCUUCGCUUUGCCUGCUCGAGUUAAGGGCAAGUGGAUAAGUAAUAAUUCGAGUGACGUUCUUUACGUUGGCAGAAGAUGAUUCCUUUACUUGUUUAUAAAAUUGGCUUCUGGAGAGAACAAUUUGAAAAGUGAAAGAACUAUUUUGGUAAAAGAUUUUGCUUUACUUUUUGAAGUAUUAUUUUUUUAAAGAGUGUUUUAUUCCAAUGAUUGCAAAUACUUUCCUAUUUAAAUCGCAUUGUUAGAGAGUCAGAACCUGCAACAGUUGAAUGAAAUUUUACUCUUUCUGUGAAAGAAAAUCCAGAGGUGUUGCCUUCAUUCUAGCUGCUGGCCUCUGAUAGCAAGGGGUGCCUUCAUGGAACUGUCCGCCAGGCCCGACAGAGAACGGCAAACAUGUGUGUGUCGCUGGUCACAGACUUGCCUAGAAUCGAAACGCGCAUGCACAGAUUCCCUUUUGGAGGCAUUAAAAAUAAUUAAAAAUAGUUCUGCCUUAACUACUCUGGGCUUGUUCAUUAGUGACCUUUAGAGGCUACGUUAAAUUCCGUCAUGAGGGUACUUCGGGGUGAACUUGAAGUGUUGUGAACUAAGCAUAAGGUCACAUGCCUGCAGAGGCUGACAUAGUUUGUCCCCUGCACUGGGGAGGAUCCGGCUUUGAGGAGGGGUGGUGUGUCCUACGUUGUGCCAUCCUGCGGUACCCUUCAUCAGGACGACCAGCGGCAGUCACUCUCCACGUGGACGUCGGAGAGCUUGCAACCCUGCAUUCCUAGUUUUGACGUACCUUACACCUCCGCACCGCUGCACUGCGAAACAGAGCAUGCCUUCCAGGAGGUGACACGCUCGGUUGUGUGUCCCCUCUGGCGUGUGACCCCUGGAGGGGCUGUAACAUUCACACCUUCCUUGUGGCUUCCGAAAAUGAGAUUUGUAUGUGGCUGCACUCAUGCAUCUAUCAGCUGGUUUUUCUGUAUUUACACACUUAUUACCCAGUAACCCUGUGGUCAUGCUGCGUCUGGACCACACAUUUCACAGUUGCCCUGUGGAGAUGAGUCCCUCCACGUGGCGUCAUCAGAUGAUCAUCCCGUGUGAUGAGGGGAAAUACACAUACCUGGUACAUGGACAAAUGAUUACACCUUCAAAGGGAAACUCCCUCUUCACUUCUAGGUUGAGAUCACCACUUUAAAUAUAUUUAAUUUACAACACUUGAUCUGUAUUUGUGUAUGCUGGCGCGAUGAUCCCAAUCACUGUAAGCCCCACGGUGUCGUGCUGGCUGCAAAGCUAGAAAACAUUGUAAUAAAGGAGAUGGAUGAGCGAUUUCUCUGGAAACCAGGCGUGUGAAUUUUAAAGUUUUUUGGUAAGUUAUUAAGUUGCUUUCUAGUGUGUGAUAUCAAACAUUUUUAUUCUCUACUCAAAAAAUCCUUAAGGCUAUGAACUGCUCAAUAUUUGGAAUAAAAAAGCCAGUCUUCUC